Molecule: messenger RNA, 732 nt
Organism: Cordyceps fumosorosea ARSEF 2679
Lineage: Eukaryota; Fungi; Ascomycota; Sordariomycetes; Hypocreales; Cordycipitaceae
Product: cell polarity protein alp11
Exons: 2
Coding region: 1-732 (243 amino acids)
Biological process (GO): post-chaperonin tubulin folding pathway; cytoplasmic microtubule organization; tubulin complex assembly
Cellular component (GO): nucleus; microtubule plus-end; cytoplasm
Molecular function (GO): alpha-tubulin binding; microtubule plus-end binding
Source: RefSeq, a predicted model, not a curated record
AUGGCCGACGUACCCAUGUACGUCAUCUCGGAGAAUGCUUCGUCUGAACGUCGCAUCACCCCGUCGUGGAGCAUCGACACGUUCAAGACGAAGCUCGAGCCCAUAACGGGAAUCCCACCCUCAGCUCAACGUCUGAGCCUCAAGACGUCCAAGGCGGCGGAAAGCGUGCCUCUGGAGGCGGCGGAUGAGGAAAAGACCCUGCUGAGCAGCUUUACGCUGGUUGCAUACGGCGAGAUCCAUGUAGCUGAUACCCGUCCGGCAGGCAUGCGUGUGAAUUUCAACGACACGUCGGGCGUCGAGAGAUAUGUCAUGCCCGAGGUGGAAUAUGAAAAGAAGUCUGAUUCGGUCCUCGCGUGGAAGAAGGCACAGAAGCUCGGCCGCUUCGACCCCAACGCGCCGGAUCAGGAGCAGGCGCGCGUCUCAGCCUUUGAGCAGGAGAUUGAGAAGCGGGGCAUCGCGGUGGGAAGGCGAUGCCGGGUGGGCGGCGAGGACACGCGGCGCGGCGAGGUGCGGUACGUCGGCGAGGUCGGGGAGAUCCCCAACGGGGCGGGGCCGUGGAUCGGGGUGCACCUGGACGAGCCCGUGGGAAAGAACGACGGCAGCAUUGCCGGCAAACGCUACUGGGGCGAGGAGUCGACGACGAUGAAGCAUGGCGUCUUUGUGCGGCCGGAGCGCGUCGAGGUGGGCGACUACCCUGCCAUGGACGACUUGGAAGAUAUGGAGGAGAUUUAA